AUGGUAUUAAUCCUCGUCGCGAUUAUACUGCUCUCUCUCUUAUUAGCGGGAUGCUCAUCUUCAAGUCCACUCAUACCUUCUAUAUUUUUAAUAAAUCUAUGGUAUGACCGGUCGUCGCCUCAGUACGACCCUGCGCAAGUCGACCCGGGCGCAUCAAGAGCUAUUGGAAACAUUGUUGGAAAUGCACAGCUAGAGGCAAGAGUUGGAUACUUUGGAAUUUGUAUAAAUCCUGACGGAUCUUCCUGGUUAUGUAGCGCCAACGCCUCUUCCCUUGCCGCACAAGUAAGCGUCGACCAGGACCCUCUGAACCUGAUAUGGGUCGCCCAGACAUUCAAAGAGAGCAUUGUUUUCCCGUACCUAUUGAUUAUCGCUAUUAUUCUAGCCGCAGUUACGCUGCUUCUUCUUGCAACCUUCCCGGGAUACGAAGAAGAGUAUGACGGAGGUCCUGAGAGGAGACGACUCCCAAGUCGGGCAGUGUCCCAGAUUGCACUAGCAGUAAUAUUUGUCGCAGCUAUCUUUGUGCUGGUUUCGGUACUGUGGCAACACACUGCGAGUGUGGCCGCAGCGACUAUUGCCGAAAACAUGGGGAAUGGAUCUGUCGCAACAGGCGUUGGCGUAACGGCUAUGGUUCUGGGCUGGUUCGGCUUUGCGCUACUGAUUAUUGUGACAAUAGGAUUAUUAGUAAUGAUAUUAUCAAUGCAUCUUGUCGAGAAACUCACAGAUGAAGGGAUCUAA
Molecule: messenger RNA, 735 nt
Organism: Morchella importuna
Lineage: Eukaryota; Fungi; Ascomycota; Pezizomycetes; Pezizales; Morchellaceae
Exons: 4
Coding region: 1-735 (244 amino acids)
Biological process (GO): conjugation with cellular fusion
Cellular component (GO): mating projection tip; membrane
Source: RefSeq, a predicted model, not a curated record